AAUUAAUUAUAAAGAAGAGUGAAUGACUGUGACUAAUAUUAAACUUUAUUGAAAUAUUAAUUUCAUACAUAGCGCUUAAUAAUAUUCAUGAAAUUGAAAAGAGUUAUAAAAAAUAUAACCGUUGACGUGUGCUUAGUGAGCAGAAAAUAAAACUUGAAGUAGGAGAUACUUGGAAUAAGACAUGCACUUCUCCAUUCCGGAUACGCAAGAAUUAUAUUCGGAGCUAACUGGUACCACCUACACAGGCUACAAUAUAUAUAUUAAUGGCAGCUAUCACUGUUGUUUGCGGUAUAAACAGUUGCAUGCAUUGCAUGAGCAGCUACGUCGUCGGUGUACAGAUCUCAAUAUCCAGUUGCCAGCGACAUUCCCUCCAAAGCGUCUCCUACCAUUAACUAAUGGACAACUCGAAUCGAGACGAGCUUCUUUAGAACAUUAUUUGCAAUUAUGUGGGCAAGAUGCAGUUAUUUCGAAAAUGGAUCAUUUUCAAAGUUAUCUGCUCAAUGCUCAACAAGAGACUUCAUUAGCCGAUGGCAUUUUAGGCCUUGAUUACGGUGGCAGUGAUUUGAAGCGCGUGUCAGCUGUGUUGGAGGUGUGGCUAUCAAAUGACCUCACCCUGCAGGUCAAUUGUCAUAUUGGCGAUAAUGCCAGCUCGGUAUUGCGUAAAGUAUGUGAAUGUGUACAACUGCCCACACAAUUUAUGCAACAUUUUUGUCUUUAUUUGGUGCGACGACAAAACAGUGAUAUUACACAAAACAAAUUGGUGCUAUUAAGACGAUUAAUGGAUUUCGAAUCCCCAUAUUUAUCGCGUUUAUGGGCGCAAGAAAAAACAUCUUCGUGCCAAGUAAUGAUCCGCAAAAGCUAUUGGAAUCCCAUGUAUGAUUUAGGGUUGUUGCAAGAUCCAGUAGCACUGAAAUUGUUUUUUGCGCAAAUUGUAUCUGAUAUAGAAAAUGAAUGGAUAAUUACGCCUCCUGAAGUUCUACAAAAGCUUAUCAGUUUGAAAGAACACGGGAUGCAAGCAGAAUACAUACAGAUGGCGCGACAAUUACCGCUUUACGGGUGCUUGCAAUUCAGUGCGUCCCUUAUCGACUAUCCGGAACCAAAAACCACAGCACUUAUCUCCAUUGGUAAUAAAGAAUUAAGUAUGCGUACUGCAAAAGCUGGAAAAAUUUAUGAGACUAAAUUCCGUGUAACACGAAUGCGUUGCUGGCGGGUUACAGCUAUGCAUAACACAAGCACUAUAGAUUCAACAAUUUCAAGCAAUACGGAUGAAAAUGCAAGUAAUUACGGAAAAUCGCCGACAAAUUUACAGCUUGCCUUUGAAUAUUUGAUGUCCAAACAGACUUUGCGUUGGAUAACUAUAACCAGUGCGCAAGCUAUGCUUAUGUCGGUUUGUCUACAAUCAAUGGUUGAUGAAUUGCUGAAUUGUAAAGACACCGUUGAUGGUUUGAACACACGCGUUCGAGAGAGUUCUCAAUCCCAAUUUCUAUCCUAUGUUUCUCGAAAUGGAAGAGUAUCUCAUACUCCAACAAUAUUAACGUCAUCCGCCUCAACGCCAUCUUUGUCCACAGAAUUAAUGUCAUCAUCAACUACAACAACAGCGACUACAACGUCAAGUUCAUCGUCGUCAUCAUCGCCAACUGCACCAGUUAAAUUUUUCUCUCAGCGUACGCGAACGAAAUUCAACCCAAAAAUAUCCAGUUCUAGUUCGUAUUCUGCAGUUUUCUUUCGUAAUAGUGCUGAAGAGUCUGUCCACAAUGAGGCAUUCGAAGGUAUUGGGGAUGAUGAUCUUUAAACAUAUUUAAAAGCAGCGUUAUGUCGUUCUAUCAAUUAACAUUUCAAAUCAAUUUUAUGAGUGUGUAAUUUUUGAAAUGCAUUUAGAAUUUUAUUUAACUACGAAAUUGUCAAAUUCAGGCCAUCGAACGCCCACACAAAGAGUGUACUUUGUAAAAAAUGUUGAACAUGUUUAUUUUUAUUCUUGUCAAAAAUAUUGCCAAAUUAUUUAUGAUUAGUCUGUUAUAGAAAAAUUAGAUACUGAUGAAAGUUGAUUUUUUAUUAUUAUUUAUGCAUAAAAACAUUAUAUAUAUAGAAGGUUUCACUCGGGACUCAUGUCCUGGUGUUCCAAAUAAAUAUCGAAAGAAAAUGCAUUUAGAAUUGCAUUUUAUAAAAUAUGUAUGCAUGUGUGCAAAUGUAUUAACAUAGGAAUCCUGAUUUGUAUACAGAUGUUUUUUAAAAGCAAUUUUUAGGAAAGAAAUUUUUUACACAUAUUUAUGUAAUUACGUAAUAUUGAAGUUCAUCGUAUUUCUGCAGUAAAAAAAAAUUAUAUUUAAUUCGUAAAACAAAAUGAUUCUUUGAACGGUUUUAAUGUUAAAAUUCUUAUCUCAGAAUACUGGUAAAUCGAGAAAAGUUCUUACGCUUUGUGGUAACGGUUCUAAGCGCAUAAUAUAAGAAAUACAUAAUUUAACAUUUGACUCAUAUAAAUAUGUAACACUUUUGUAUAAACUUAUAAUUUUAAUAAAAAUUUAAAUCUAAAUAAAUAACA
Zeugodacus cucurbitae (melon fly) is the source of this 2539-nucleotide messenger RNA. It is a transcript of the gene Snx17, whose product is annotated as sorting nexin-17. Bases 182 to 1792 code for a protein of 536 amino acids. Gene Ontology annotation, molecular function: phosphatidylinositol binding. The record is from RefSeq and is a predicted model, not a curated record. Gene Ontology annotation, cellular component: early endosome. Gene Ontology annotation, biological process: intracellular protein transport. NCBI's taxonomy places the organism in Eukaryota, Metazoa, Arthropoda, Insecta, Diptera, Tephritidae. The transcript has a single exon.